AUGCCUGAUAACUCAACAAUGGACGGGCUAUCAUCACCGGAAGCAGCAUAUAAAAUAGACAGUGGUGAUACUGCUUGGGUCAUGAUUUGUGCUUGUCUUGUAUUUUUAAUGUCACCCGCACUUGGAUUUUUUUAUGCUGGUCUUGCUCGUGCAAAAAAUGCACUUUCCUUAAUGUACUUAACUGUUCUUUCGGUCGCUGUAGUAUCAUUCCAGUGGUACCUUAUAGGUUAUUCUUUGACUUUCUCCGAAACUGGAACUAGUUUUAUUGGUGAUUCAACUCACUUUUUGUUAAGAGGUGUCGGAAUGAAACCAAUACCUGGCCAAACCAUCCCCGCUUCCGCUUUUAUGAUUUUCCAAAACAUGUUUGCUGCCCUAACACCAGCUCUUGCGUUUGGAUCGGCAGCUGAACGUAUGUCGUUUACGGUAAACUUUAACUUUUCUUUUAUGAAACUUAACUUGUUACUCACUGAUUUCACAGACGUCAUCACAUGUUGGCUUUGGAAUUCAAAUGGUUGGCUUUAUAAGCUUGGCUGUAUCGAUUAUGCUGGCGGUAUACCUGUACAUAUUUCAAGUGGGUUAGCAGCAGUUGCUUAUGCCAUGGUGCUUGGAAAACGUCGUGAUUAUAAUGAAAAUGUAAAUACUCCUCACAAUGUAUCAUUUGUCUUUCUCGGUUUAGCUCUCAUGUGGUUCGGUUGGUUCGCAUUUAAUGCCGGUAGCGCAUUAGCCGCCAAUGCUCGUAGUGUCAACUCACUUGUCUGCACUCAUCUUUCCGCGUGUACUGCUGCUGUGGUUUGGGUUCUUUUAGACUAUCGUCAAACGCGUAAAUGGAGUAUAAUCGGCCUUUGUACUGGUGCAGUCGCCGGUCUUGCUACCAUUACUCCUGGCUCCGGAUUUGUAUCACCUUCAAGCUCACUUGCAUUUGGUGCUAUUGGUGCCCUUAUUUGUUAUGUAGCAAUUCACUAUAAGCACAAAAUGAGAAUUGACGAUUGCCUCGAUGUAUUUGGUGUUCAUUACGUUGGUGGACUUGUAGGCCUGAUUUUGACAGGUAUCUUUGCUCAACAAGAUAUUAUUGCUCUUGGUUAUCCCGAAGGUACAUCUUAUGAUAUCAUUCCAAAAGGUGGUUGGUUAGAUGGCAACUGGAUGCUCGUACCUUACCAGCUUGCAGGAAUUGCUGCUGUUUCUGCUUGGUCCUUUGUAGUCACUUACAUCAUCUUACUUGUCAUCAAUAUGAUCCCAUCACUCUAUUUACGUUUAGCUGAUGAAGAUGAGAUUAUUGGUACUGAUUGGGCUGAAAUGGGUGAACGUGCUUAUGCCUACCUUCCCUUUGACGAAGAAAUCAACUCACGUAGCAGCAAUGAAGAUAAUUCAAACGUGGUGAUAGAUGCCCGUUCUCAAUCCAGUCGAAAUAAGAGUCCUCGUCUAAGCAAACUCAAAAAGCUAUUGAUGGUCGACCGAACAACUGUCAUUAAGGGAGUUCCUGAUUUAAUUGAGAAGCCAGUACUCGAUUAUGGUCAACAAAAAGAUUUAGGUGCAUACCCAUUAAACUCAUUUGCUAAACCGACUGGCGGAGAUCUUUUACAGAAGGCGCCUACCAAAGUCCAAGAAGAACAUCGGGAACAUGAACCUGUUGAAUUCAAUCACCAUCCCAUGUCUUAUAAUGACAGUAACAAAACUGUUCAUGUAGAAAAUGUUGCCUCUAUGCCAUCAGGUUCAAGCACAGGAAGUUCAGAAAAAUAA
Molecule: messenger RNA, 1737 nt
Organism: Mucor mucedo
Lineage: Eukaryota; Fungi; Mucoromycota; Mucoromycetes; Mucorales; Mucoraceae
Product: ammonium transporter AmtB-like domain-containing protein
Exons: 11
Coding region: 1-1737 (578 amino acids)
Biological process (GO): ammonium transmembrane transport
Cellular component (GO): plasma membrane
Molecular function (GO): ammonium channel activity
Source: RefSeq, a predicted model, not a curated record